Sesamum indicum (sesame) is the source of this 2322-nucleotide messenger RNA. RefSeq names its product cysteine-rich receptor-like protein kinase 26. Gene Ontology annotation, molecular function: ATP binding; protein serine/threonine kinase activity. Lineage: Eukaryota; Viridiplantae; Streptophyta; Magnoliopsida; Lamiales; Pedaliaceae. Gene Ontology annotation, biological process: protein phosphorylation. The record is from RefSeq and is a predicted model, not a curated record. Gene Ontology annotation, cellular component: plasma membrane.
UGCAAGAAAAUUAGUGAGGGUGGACCUGGAAAUGGAUUUACUCAAAAGUCAAUACAUUCAUAAUAUUCCUUCAGAGAGCACAUCGUACUUCAUCCCUCUGCUCUAUGGCAUUCAUCAUCUCCCAAUUUUUCUCUCAAAGUCCGUCACUGCUACAUUCUCAAACAAUGCUGCUGCCCUUAAUUUUCCUUAUUCUAGCAAACCUCUCAGCCUUUGUCCAAUCCCAAUCUGUCUGCCUGAACAACGGCAAUUACACGAGUAACAGCACAUACAAGGCAAAUCUCGACACUGUCCUCUCCUCUCUGCCCACAAACGUCCAUAGAAACGGUUUCUACAAUGCUUCCUUUGGGCAGAAUCCGGAUAGAGCCAAUGCCAUCGUGCUCUGCCGAGGAGAUAUUCAGCUGGAUACGUGUCGUGGAUGUGUCCGAGAUGCUGCUGCAGCGCUUUUAGCAUCAUGUCCGAAUCAAAAACAGGCGGUCAACUGGCAGGAACGCUGCACGUUGCGAUACUCAAACGAAACGUUAGUUGGAAUUCUGGCGACUAUGCCGGGAUAUUAUUGGUGGAAUCCAGAGAACGCUACGAGUGUCGACCAGUUCAAGGAGGACUUAAGCACUCUGCUAGACGAUCUACGGGGACAGGCGGUUUAUGGUGGUUCUUUGAGGAAGGUGGCGGCCGGGAACAUAACUGGCCCUGAUUUUCAGAGAAUUUUCGCACUAGUACAGUGCAGCCCGGAUUUGUCUCCGGAGGAUUGCAGUAGUUGCUUGAUUGGUGCUGCUGCAGAUAUACCGAAGUGUUGUGACAGGAAGAGGGGGGGUAGAGUGCUCAGGCCCAGCUGCACUCUUCGUUUUGAGAUUUAUCCCUUCUACAAUGGAACUAGGCUUGAGGAACUAGUGCCUCGGCCUGAGCCACCGGUCUGGCCGCCCCCAGAAGAGCAUGGUGGUAAUACAGCAAGGACGGUUAAGGAUGACGGUAAUAGUAAUACAACUCGAACUGUUAUUAUUAUUACCGUUUCAGUUGCUGCCGGUGUGAUACUAGUUGUUUCUGUUGGGAUAUUCUUAAUAAAGAGAAUCAAACAGAAACCAAAGGAUAGUGAUCAUAUUGAGAGUGAAGUUGUGGACGACAUUAGCACUCCUGAGUCUUUGCAAUUUGCCUUCAGCACAAUCAGAGAUGCAACAAACAACUUCUCAGAUAAUAACAAGUUAGGACAAGGUGGAUUCGGGACCGUUUAUAAGGGAAAAUUUCUGAACGGUCAAGAAAUAGCAGUGAAAAGAUUAUCCAAGAAUUCCGGUCAGGGCGACCUGGAAUUUAAGAAUGAGGUCCUGUUACUUGCCAGGCUUCAACACAGGAAUUUGGUUAAGCUUUUGGGCUUCUCUCUACAAGGAGAAGAGAAGCUUCUUGUAUAUGAGUUUGUUCAGAAUGCAAGCCUUGAUCUCUUUAUAUUUGACCCAAUCAACCAUUCAUAUUUGGACUGGGAAAGACGGCACAAGAUCAUCGGUGGUAUUGCCAGGGGAAUUCUUUACUUGCACGAAGACUCUCGACUUAGGAUCAUUCACCGUGAUCUCAAAGCUAGUAACGUACUUUUAGACGGAAAUAUGAAUCCGAAAAUUGCAGAUUUUGGCAUGGCAAGGUUAUGUGGGCACGAUGAAACUCAAGGAAAUACUAACAGGAUUGUUGGAACCUAUGGAUACAUGGCACCAGAAUAUGCAAUACACGGGCAGUUUUCUGUUAAGUCGGAUGUUUUCAGCUUCGGUGUACUGGUCCUGGAAAUUAUCAGUGGCCAAAAAAAUAAUUGUUUUCGAAGCGGGGAGAAUGUAGAGGACCUCUUGAGCUUUGCGUGGAAAAAUUGGCGCGAAGGAACGGCUGCAAAUGUGGUGGAUCCAGUCUUGAGGUCGGGCGCUGGUUCCAUGACUGAGAUGUUGAGGUGCAUUCACAUCGGUUUGCUCUGCGUUCAAGAGAACGCAUCCGAUAGGCCGACAAUGGCUUCUGUUGUUCUUAUGCUCAGUAGUUUCUCUUUAACUCUGGGAGUACCUUCCGAGCCUGCAUUUUAUGUACCCAGUGGCUAUGGCUCAGAUGUUCCACACUUUCAGGAGUACAAUUCAAUUCAAUCUGAUCAUUCAUCCAGAAAUGAUGCAUCGAUCACUGAUUUACAUCCACGAUGAUUUUUCAAAAUCUAAAUUGAUGUGAUGUAUCUAUUUCCAGAUCGGCCGAUCAAAUGUUGAACCAUUUGCUAAUGUAGAAAAAAUCAAGGUGUGACCAAAACCUGUCCAUUCAUAUACUCAUAUAUUUAAGCCACACUAUAAUUAAUGAAUGUAUUAUUCUGAUUUG